UUGAGAAUGUAUGAUGAUACUUAAAUGGUUUGAUUGUUUAUAGGAUAAGAUAAAUUCAGAUGGUAGUUUUCAGGCGGCUGUGACAGCAAGAGCAUGAAUAAGCUGGGUGAAGGUCAGGGAGGUGUACGGGAUGUUGUUUGAAAAAGUUUUCGCUGAAGCUGAAAGGAAUGGUUCGUCUGAUUUUUGUGAGCUCGACCAUGUUUGGUGAAAUGCAUAGAGAUGACGGUCCGAUAGAAAAUAAAAUGUCAGUUAUGAGAAAAACAGGGAAAAUAAUGAUGACAGCAAUGUGUGGUGUGUUUUGUAUGCUGAAAAACAAAGAACAGAGAGUUUGAUGAAAAUCCUAAAUAAAAGAAUGGAUAAUAUUGCAAAUGCGAACGGAAAAUGAUUAUGGCUUAAGCAUGUGUGUUUAGGAAGGAUAGUGGUAAAUUUAAAGCAAAGCUUUGUAGUUUAAGGUGAAGGGCGAGAGAAAGAAAGGACGAAGAAGCAAGACGUUGAUGAAGAUAGAGGUGAUGGAGUGUAGAGCGUUCGUCCAAAGAAGGCGGAUGCCAUGAGUAAAGUCGGAUGAGAAGUUGAGUUGAAGACAUUAUUACCAAAGUAAGAUAAAUCUGGUCAUAAACCAUCCAUAUUACGGAGAUAAACACAGAUUAAAAAUGAUGAGAGAAGAUAAAAAUGACUUUAUAAUCAUAGUUUAUACAGUUAAUAUAUAUAUAUAUUGCCAUUAAACAUUCUGAACGUGUGUCUAUAAUCCGUCUCCCCCCUUCUUCAUUAAAUUUUGAGAAUUUCUCCAGGGGGAGAAGGGCUUGCAUUUGUAAAUGGCCGCCGAAAAUAAACUUUUAUCAAAAUUUAGCGUUCUCCCCGUUCAUAAAUUUGACCGAGAAUGCCCGUAUUUCAGGCAGCCAAGAGAGCUAGGCUUUUUUUCUUUGGAUGAAAAACGGCAGUUUCUUGACAAUAAUUGUAAACUCCGGCUAUACGACCCUCGAAAUAUCAAUUUUGACUUGAGAGUUGGAUAUAAAGAUUUCAUACGACGAGAUGAAGAAAAGAAAGACAGACUGGAUGAUUUGUUAACUUGGAUCAAUAAACAUCGGGAGAAGUUUCUCGUAGAAGGAGAAAGAGAUUCUGACAGGCUUUAUACAGAUUUUGUGACAUGGCGAGGUCAUGUGACAAAACUUCUCUGCACUCCGUACGAGUAUAAAGAAUCAUGGCAAAUGGCGUUGUCUCGUCACAAAGGAACAAUUUACCUCAGUGAGGUAGAAACAUGGCAGGCUCGUGAGCGUAGAUUAAACCAAUCAGCUCGACAAGAUGAGAUGUGUUAUUGGGGCUACAAAUUUGAGGAUUACGUUACAUGUCCAAUUGACAAAAAUCAACUGAAAAACAUUGAUGAACCCAUAAACAACAAAGAAGCCUUUUGCUCUGUGAUGCGUUGUCGACUUGAUAGGCACUCAAUUGUUUUUGGUGCCGAGGUGGAUUGUUGUUUGAAAGCACCGUCCAAUCCUCCAUUGAACUACAUUGAGCUAAAGACAAGUCGAUUGAUUGAAAAUAAUAAAAUGCAAAGGUCAUUUGAGCGUUACAAGCUCUUGAAAUGGUGGGGGCAGUCCUUCCUAGCUGGUGUUCCUAGGAUUAUCUGUGGAUUUCGUGAUGAUUAUGGUGUGGUGAAGAAACUGCAGAGUUUCAAAACUUUAGAAAUUCCUCAUUUGGUAUCUCAAAGUUAUGACAUGUGGACAGGUAAUGUAUGUUUAAACUUUACAAAUGAGAUGCUUGGUUGGAUGAAGUCUUUUGUAGUCGAUGAAAAUGUCAUUUACAUGUUGCAUUGGCGAGAACCUUUCACUCAUGUUGAACUUGAAAUAUCGAGAAAUGAAAGAGAUGAAUUUUUACCUGACUGGUAUAUUACAAAAUAAAAUUUAAACAUGUGUUGUCUUAACAUAAGCGUACAGGCAGGGGGGGGGGACAGUAGCCUCCCAAAUAACAAACAACAAACAUAACAAACUUUUAAAUAACAAACCUUUGGGAAGCAUUAGGAAGGUGGUUUUACACUUAGUAGAAAAAAAGAUGUCAGCUUAUUCAACCAAUGCCACAGUGCAAAACCACAUUAAAUGGCUCGUUUACCCCCCUCCCAAAGGGCACAGUUCAAACAAGAACUAUUACAAAGCAUGAAACAGAAAAUUUUUAUUCGGUGUUCAUAUACAAUCUCAAGUUAUGUUCCCAUUGUUUCUCGUGAUUUUUUUGUUUAAUAUAUUUUUGUUUCCAGCUAA
Molecule: messenger RNA, 2249 nt
Organism: Xenia sp. Carnegie-2017
Lineage: Eukaryota; Metazoa; Cnidaria; Anthozoa; Malacalcyonacea; Xeniidae
Product: decapping and exoribonuclease protein-like
Biological process (GO): NAD-cap decapping; nuclear-transcribed mRNA catabolic process
Cellular component (GO): cytosol; nucleus
Molecular function (GO): mRNA 5'-diphosphatase activity
Source: RefSeq, a predicted model, not a curated record